AUGUCGGAUUUAUUUCGAGAUGCCCCAGUGGGGCAGAUGAUUCGCUGGAUGACCAAGAACAAGUACCUGCAAUAUCCCGAGGAAAAGGAUACAUCAAUGUAUGGAAAGUUCAUCAAUCGUGAGAAGUCUGGAAACAUGGCAAGAUAUGGUCAACCAAAUCCACCGAAAGAUGAGGAGAAGGAAGAGAAGCAGGAUGACAACCAGGACUGUUCACGACACAACUCUGAAUCAUCUGACCCGACAUUACGAGGAGAGGGCACGCCAUUGAAUUCAGCCAGCGGGAAAGCUGUAGACCCAGAGAAGGGCAAAGACGUCAACUUGGUUGACUGGUGGGGACCUAACGACCCGGAAUGUCCAACGAAUUGGAGCCAAGGGAAGAAGUUCUUUGUGACGUUCCUCAUCUGUCUGUUGACGACCAGUAUCUACAUUGGUUCUUCCAUCUACUCGGCUGGUGAGCAGCAAAUCACAAUGGUGUUUGGUGUAUCAACAGUUGUUGCGACCAUUGGUCUGACACUCUUUGUUGCUGGAUAUGGUCUGGGACCAAUGAUCUGGUCACCAAUGUCUGAGAUUCCACAAAUUGGCAGGAAUCCAAUUUACAUGAGUACACUCUUUGCAUUCGUGUUCUUAAACUUCGGCGUAAUUUAUGCUGUCAACAUUGGCAUGUUAUUUGCUUUCCGUUUUCUAACAGGCUUUUUUGGAAGUCCAGUUUUAGCCACAGGUGGUGCCUCACUUGCGGACAUGUACGUGCCGAGGAAGAGAGCAUACGCUAUUGCAAUCUGGGGUAUAUCGGCAAUCUGUGGACCUGUUCUUGGACCACUCGUUGGUGGGUUCGCUGCCCAGCAUGAAGACUGGACAUGGCCGAUCUGGGAGCUCGUCUGGCUCAGUGGAUUCUGCUGGGUCGUCCUUAUGUUUUGUCUGCCUGAGACCAGCGGAAACAACUUGCUGGUCCGUCGUACUAAGAGACUGAGGAAGCUCACCGGUAACCAGAAUCUGCGAUGUGAGGCGGAGCUCAUGGGAGAGGGCAUGUCCACCAAGGAUAUUGCUAUCAUGUCUCUUGUUGAUAGUCGCUCUCUGUCUGUUGCUUGCGUACUGACCAUCCAAAAACCUGGGAUCGUGUUCGCUCUCAAUCUUUAUAUCGCCUUGAUCUACGGUCUGCUUUAUGUCUGGUUCGAGUCGUUCGUCAUCGUCUUCAUCGACAUUUAUGGGUUCAACCUUGGAGAGGAGGGCCUGGCAUACUUGGGUAUUCUGAUUGGUGCAUUCGCUAUUCUUCCCCCCUUCUUCUUGAAUCUCUACAAGAUCCUCGAGCCUCAAUUCGAUGACAAGGGAGAUUUAAAGCCAGAGAAGCGUUUGCCUCCAGCAUGUGUCGGCGCCUUCAUGAUUCCCACUUGUCUCUUCUGGUUUGGGUGGAGUGCGAGAGCCGACAUUCAUUGGAUCAUGCCUAUCAUUGGCUCGGCCUUCUUCUCGAUGGGAUCAGUUUUGCUGUUCAACUCGGUUCUCAACUACUUGCCCGAUGCUUAUCCGGAGUACGCUGCGUCGGUACUUGCGGGCAAUGACUUCAUGAGAUCCGCCUUCGGAGCUGGGUUCCCUCUUUUUGCCCGAGCGAUGUAUAACGAUUUGGGUGUUAAUUGGGCGUCCUCGACUCUUGGAUUCCUGGCUAUCGCAUUUAUUCCUAUUCCGUUUGCACUUUACUUCUACGGCGAGACUCUCCGUAAGAAGUACAGUAAGCACGCCAGAAAGGACAUCUAG
Aureobasidium pullulans EXF-150 is the source of this 1746-nucleotide messenger RNA. Its product is annotated as putative caffeine resistance protein 5. Bases 1 to 1746 code for a protein of 581 amino acids. Gene Ontology annotation, molecular function: fluconazole transmembrane transporter activity. Gene Ontology annotation, biological process: xenobiotic detoxification by transmembrane export across the plasma membrane. The record is from RefSeq and is a predicted model, not a curated record. The transcript is spliced from 7 exons. NCBI's taxonomy places the organism in Eukaryota, Fungi, Ascomycota, Dothideomycetes, Dothideales, Saccotheciaceae.